This is a messenger RNA of Syngnathoides biaculeatus (alligator pipefish), 1241 nucleotides long. It is a transcript of the gene abhd10b, whose product is annotated as abhydrolase domain containing 10, depalmitoylase b. Gene Ontology annotation, biological process: protein depalmitoylation. The record is from RefSeq and is a predicted model, not a curated record. The transcript is spliced from 5 exons. Gene Ontology annotation, molecular function: hydrolase activity, hydrolyzing O-glycosyl compounds; palmitoyl-(protein) hydrolase activity. Gene Ontology annotation, cellular component: mitochondrion. Lineage: Eukaryota; Metazoa; Chordata; Actinopteri; Syngnathiformes; Syngnathidae. Bases 67 to 939 code for a protein of 290 amino acids.
ACAAGACCGGAGUGGGGGGGGGGGCACUUCUCGCGAGAUAUACCCAUCGCUGGCUCGCGUUCCAGUAUGGCGGGACUCGCGUUGAGGUCUUGUCGCAGAGGACUUUCACGCUUUUUAAGCCGCGGAGGUCUCGCUCCUUCCUUGGCCCCACACACGAAAGGAGACCGGAGACACAAAUCUACAGUCCAGUACGCCACCAGACCAGAUCUUCCUACGCUGGCCUACAGGAGGGUAAAGGGCAAGAGUCCAGGCGUGGUUUUCUUGCCGGGCUAUGGGUCCAACAUGAAUGGUCAGAAAGCAGAAGCGCUGGAAGAGUUCUGCCGGUCACUUGGGCACUCAUACCUCAGGUUUGACUACACGGGACACGGGGCCUCAGAAGGGGUCCUGGCGGAAGGGACCAUUGGCACGUGGAAGAAAGAUGUCCUUUUUAUGCUGGAUGAAGUAGCAGAGGGCCCACAGAUUUUGGUGGGGUCCAGUAUCGGAGGCUGGCUCAUGCUGCUGGCGGCCAUCGCGCGUCCAGAGAAGACGGCCGCGCUGGUGGGCAUCUCCACCGCCGCCGACCACAUUGUCACCUCCUUCAACUCUCUUCCGCUGGAGACGAAGAUGGAGUUCCAGGAGAAGGGCGAGUGGACGGUACCGAGCAAGCACUCCGAGGAGGGCGCGUACAAGUUCAGCAUGGACUUCUUGCGCGAGGCGGAGAACCACUGCGUGCUGCACAGCCCCCUCCCGGUCACGUGCCCCGUGCGCCUCAUCCACGGCCUGAAGGACGAGGACGUGCCGUGGCACAUCUCCAUGCAGGUGGCCGAGCGCGUGCUCAGCGCCGACGUGGACGUCAUCCUGCGGCGCCACGGCCAGCACCGCAUGUCGGAGAAGGACGACAUCAAGCUCAUGGUCUACACCAUCGACGACCUCAUAGACAAGUUGACCACCAUGGUGUGAUCGUAAGGUACCCAGACAGCGGCGUGGGCCGGAGGGGCGGGGCUUAGCGUUGGAGGACUGUUUACUACCAAACAAGGCAUGUUGCUUCUGCCAAAAAAUGACCUUUUAAUAUUCUGUAUCUGCAUUUCCUCCACAUAUUACGUUGUGUUUCAGUAUUAGGUGGGUCACUCACUUCUUCUCCUGCUGCUCUUCUUUCCUCCAUUUUUUUUUUCAUGACACAAGUCUAUAGAGUUCCUGUGCCUUUAAAAAAAAAAAAUCAUAUUUCACAGUUGUGGGCCCAAUAAAACCUCUGCACACUGUCA